Messenger RNA from Zootoca vivipara (common lizard), 4699 nucleotides. RefSeq names its product 5'-3' exonuclease PLD3. Lineage: Eukaryota; Metazoa; Chordata; Lepidosauria; Squamata; Lacertidae. Gene Ontology annotation, molecular function: catalytic activity. The record is from RefSeq and is a predicted model, not a curated record.
UGGGUUUCUUUUUGAAUUGUUAACGUCUCUGUGAGUCGGAGCCUUCCCGACAGAUCGCUUGCGCUUUCGGACAGGGCACCCAGCGGUGGAAAUCUUCGGAGGAGGCUGCUGGUGGUGGGAGAUCCUUCCUACCAGCUGAAGAUCCUUUCCUUCUCCGACCUGACACGACAUGAGGAGGAAAGAACCCACGUCGGGCAGGUCCAGGGACCCCCCAGUGAGAAGGUCAAGUCGCUUGCAACCGGAGAAAGUUGAAGAACAGGUUUCAAGGGAACCGCAAAGCUUCAGAGUCACCGACAUCCUUUCACCCAGGGAGAGCAUCAGAGCUCACAGGAAGCAGGCUGAGCCAGCCAAGGACCCAUCGCCCAGUCCCCCCAGAGGUCCUUUGCAAUUGUCGGAAGAAGCAGAAGCUCCUGAAGACAGCGGGCAAACCGUGUUGGAAAGAGACACCCUCUUGUCCCCCUUUGUCAGGCUGAGGAGACUGGAUGUGCCACAGGAAGAGGAGCCUUCCCCACCCCAAAACGGGGCAAAGGAGCUGCCUCAACCAAACAUUGAGUGGGAAGUGGUGAAAGACAAGAGGGCCCGGCUACAGGUUCUGGAGACCUCUCAGCCGCGAAGCACCAAGGCCAGGCCCCAGAUGCAGAGGAGGACAACGGCCAGCUCACAAGGCAGGGAAGAAAACGAGACGCUUGCCUUUGGGCAGCAGAGCAGGGCAGGAAUCGCCACCAGGUCCAAGGCACCAACCAUGAAGAAGGCCAACUCUUCUAAUUCACAAGCAGGAGCCCUCCAAAAGUGGGCCAAGCGUCUCCCGUAUCGGUCUGUUCUCUGUUUCCUUCUCCUCUUGCUUCUCCUGGGCUUUGCUUGCUGGUUCGCAUGGGAACACGGAAACCCUGGCUCCUUCCUGGGGCUGGUGGGGUACAAAGCAUGGAGAUGGAGCAGCUUCCCGAAACUGUGGAAUGCAGUGGAAGAGUGCAGUAGUCAGUGCAGCCUGGUGUUGGUGGAGAGCAUCCCGUCCACUUUGGAUUAUGAAACGCUGACUCCUCACCAUCCAAGCAUCUACCAGUCUUGGGUGGACCUCCUGGAUGGCGCCAACAGCAGUGUGGAGAUAGCAGCUUUCUACUUCACCCUACGAGACUCCGAUGUUCACGUGGAGGAUCCCUCUUCGAAGCAGGGCAAGGCGGUGUUUGAGUCGCUGCGGGCCUUGCCUUCUCGCGGGGUGAAGCUCAGCAUCGCUGUGAACAGCCCCCAGCUUUCCACAUAUGACACGGAUGAAUUGGCCCACCACGGUGCAGAUGUGCGGUACGUGGACAUGAAGAACCUGACCGGAGGCAUACUGCACACCAAGAUAUGGGUGGUGGAUCGGAAGCACAUCUUUGUGGGCAGUGCCAACAUGGACUGGCGCUCCCUCACUCAGGUUAAAGAGCUGGGUGCCGUGCUGUACAACUGCAGCUGCCUAGCUAGGGACCUACACCGAAUCUUUGCCAUAUACCGCAUUCUGGGGAAAGACGGGGCCUCCAUCCCGCCCAAGUGGCCAGCGGACCUGGCUGCCGAGUCUGGCCUGACUGAUCCCCUGAAGCUGCAGUUGAAUGGCACCAGCGGUCAGCUGUAUCUGUCCAGUUCUCCACCGGCCCUCUGCUCCUCAGGCAGAACCUCUGAUCUCACCGCCAUUUUGAGCACCAUCGAGGAUGCAGAAGACUUUGUCUACAUUGCUGUGAUGGACUAUGAGCCCGAGUGCACAUUCUGCAAACCAAAGAGGUUCUGGCCGGUGAUUGAUGACGCUCUGCGCACUGCGGCCUGCGAAAGACGGGUGAAGGUGCGUCUCCUCAUCAGCUGCUGGAAACACUCGCAUCCCGCCAUGUUCAUCUUCCUGGAAUCACUGAGAGUCCUCAGCUACGAACCUCUGCAUUGCCCCAUUGAAGUGAAACUCUUUGUCGUUCCCUCGGAGGGAGAGCAGCCACCGAUCCCUUAUGCGCAUGUCAAUCACAACAAGUACAUGGUGACCGACAGAAUCGCCUACAUUGGUACCUCUAACUGGUCUGAAGAUUACUUCACCCGCACUGCAGGUGUGGGUCUGGUCGUCAACCAGAGCGAGGCCUCAGCAGGAACCCCGGGACAAACCCUGCGCCAGCAGCUGGAGAAAGUGUUUAUCCGGGACUGGGACUCUCCCUACGUUCAACCGCUCAGCAAACACUGGGAAUGUUCGAAGAGGAAGUGAGGGCGGAGGGUGGCCCACUCCACUCCCUGCCUGGAAACAGGUUCAGGGCUCAGCCUCGCUCUGACCCCUGGACCUGGAAGCACUCCUUUCAGCAUCCUGCAGUUUAGAAGCUCUUGCCUUGGUGCCCCUGCUCCUGCGCUUGCAUCCCGGAGGAAUCUGGCCAGCAGGCAUUGUUGGGGGUGGGGGGAAAGGAUGUUGGACUCUUUGGGUCAUCAGUCCGACCCAGAGUGGGGGGUGGACCUUUGUCCUGGGGGCCAAAUGCGACCCUCUGGACAUCUCUGUUGGGCCCACCUGCUCCCCACGUGGCAUCCCUCCUUGGCCCUGCUCUCGGCCCUUUCCCCCAGGGAUUGUGGCUCCACGGUGAUAAUGCGUCUUGCCGUCCUGGGUGGAGGAUGGAGAGGCUUGUGCCUGGAUCACAGCCUAGCUACGAAUAUCAGAGGCUGGCCCAUUAGGGCAAAUGGGCCAACCUCAGCUUGCCCUCACCUACCUGCCUGCCGUCUUCCUUACAGCCAGUCCAGGGAACGGCCCUGCCUAUCACCUUCCUCCUGUGUAGCCUCAGUGUUGCCCCUUGUAGAACUCAGCAGGGAGGAAGAUGAGGAUGUGACUAAACUAGAAUGGUGGGUUCAAACUGUGACAUUGGUUCUGGCUUCACUGUUAGGCUCCUUUGCCUUCCACCUCCACCGUCCCAAUGGGCACCAGCCACAGCUGUGGACAAAGCUAAGAGCCACAUCUGUCGCUCCCACCACAUUUUUUACAGCCCCUCCCCCGUUUACCACCGGCCUGUGGCCCCCAGAAGGCAGUGUGUAAAUGCUGCCCCACCAGCCUUGCUUUACAGAGACGGGUGUUUACAUUCCAAUAUUUCUUUUCAUUUGCUUGCUAGCUUGCCAAAGUUUUUCAGCUGCCCAGUUGGCAAGAGAAUGGCGCUGCCUUCUGCCUCGCUCUCCCCUGGCUGCUUGACCUGAACAAGGUCACACCUAUGUCUAAAGCAGGCAUAGGUAAACUCAGCCCUCCAGAUGUUUUGGGACUACAAUUCCCAUCAUCCCCGACCACUGGUCCUGUUAGCUAGGGAUGAUGGGAGUUGUAGUCUCAAAACAUCUGGAGGACCGAGUUUGCCUAUGCCUGGUCUAAAGCAUUCUCUUAGUUGUGGCUGCCCCCACAGAAUCCUGGGAACUGUGGUUUAUUAGGUUUCACUUAUCUUAGAACACUUGACGAACUACACUUCCCAAGAUUCUUUGCGGGAGGCAUGCCUGUUAAAACAGUAUGAGAGUACCCUGGAAAUGUACUGGAGUAUUUGAAAUGGGUGUGGAUAAGCUCUGAAGGGAGGGAGCUGGUGGAACUCCAGUAAGAUGAGGUGCCUUUUCUGCAGGUGGUGCUUCAGUGGAAAAGCGUAGCUGCCUUCCUGCAGGUGUUUUUAGGGGCAUGGCGCUGUGUGUGUGUGCAUCUUUUAAAGAUAUAUCUUAGCAGUGCAGCUAUCUGUACAGGUUUGCUAAAGGGAUGGUGAUGUUGCUUUUUUUUUUACAUUGUAUAUCCCCUGUAAGGGAAGAGGAUCAGCAGGGAAUCAAUGAUGCAGGGAAAUCAACUGAAAAUCAGAAAAUGGGUAAAUCAGUCAGAUAUCAGCUGGAGAUCAGGUAUCAGCUGGAAAUAAAUGAUGAGGCAGGGAAAUCAGCUGGAAAUUAAAAAUCAGUAUGACAGGGAAAGGGUCUUUAGGUAGGUUUUUUGGGGGGGAAAUUAACUCAGGGAGCAUGUUUGAGUUGGGGAGUUAUGUGCCGUAUGCUGCAAUCCUGUGUAUGUCUACUCAGAAGUAAGUCCCACUGAGUUCAAUAGAACUCCCAUGAAAAUAGCUGUGGAAUUGCAGCCUAAAUGUAUAUGAGCUUUAAGCAGUGAGUGAGACAGUUCACCCUCUUUGGGGAUUGGGAAAUGCUUGGGUCUGGAUUGGGUUGGGGCUGGAGUUGCAUUCUUAGCAGAAUUUAUUUUUGAUAUUACAAGUGUUUUUAAUAAAGAAGCCAAAUUUUGUUUGUGUCUUUUCAUUGACUGCACACCCAACCAGUUUUUAAAUUCUCAAUAUAAUCUAAAGAGUGCAAGCCAUGCUUCUGGUUCUUUAUUGAGUACAAGAAGACAGGUCUCUGCCCUGAGGAGCUUACAGUAUAAAAGGUGAGGCAGAGGUAAGAGACGGAAGUGAGGCAGGAAAAAAUAGGGAAGCAGUAUGCUGGGUGUGGAGAACAUUUGGCCCUCCAGGCAUUGCUGAAGUACAGCUCCCAUCAGCCCCAACAAGCAUGGCCAAUGGCCAGGAUGAUAGGAGUUGUAGUCUAGCAACAUCUGGAGGGCCAGGGUUUCUGAAUACCUGCUGCCCUGGACUGCUUUUGGGAGGAAGGGCAGGACAUAAAUGUAAUAAAUAAUAUGCAGUGACCUGUUUAUUGAGCAUUUAUCCUUUUUAAAAAAUUAAUAUUUAUUAGUUUCUGCAUAAAAUUUCCAAACAAAACAUCUCAU